Chelonia mydas (Green sea turtle) is the source of this 7694-nucleotide messenger RNA. It is a transcript of the gene TRAK2, whose product is annotated as trafficking kinesin protein 2. Gene Ontology annotation, cellular component: dendrite. Gene Ontology annotation, biological process: anterograde axonal transport of mitochondrion; neurogenesis. The transcript has 21 exons. Bases 998 to 3694 code for a protein of 898 amino acids. Gene Ontology annotation, molecular function: GABA receptor binding. Lineage: Eukaryota; Metazoa; Chordata; Testudines; Cheloniidae. The record is from RefSeq and is a predicted model, not a curated record.
AGCGGUCACCACCUUCUCCCUUCCUCUCCACGAGUCGCGACCCCCGCGCCCGGGCCGCGGGGAGCUGCCGAAGCGUUUGUUUAGCUCGCGGAGGCGGCCGGAAGCGCCGGCAAGGAGGGAAGCCCGCCUCGGAGCGGGUCUGGUGCAAAAGAGAUUCGGAUGUCAUUAAGUUUUGCAAGUCUUGUUCACUGCAAAGUUGUAUUACGGCAUUAACAGUGAUACUAAGCUGCUCACCUUAUCUUCCUGAUAUGUCAUGUCUGAAUUUCAGGAUGGACAGAAAGUGCUCUUUGGGGUGUUUACUAGUGACAUAUUUCUAGACUGGAAACGAACAGAGGGAAGAGCAUCUUUGCAAGCAGGCUGGCUAACCUAGUGAGGAGGGCUUUAAACUAGGUUCACCGGGGGAAGGAGACCAAAGCCCUGAGUUUCUACAGCACGAAGGGCUUCUGUGAGCGAAAUUUUGACCUUUUCAAUGACAUCAUCGCCAUCACUUUUGUGGUCCGACGUAGCCUCACAGCCCAUUAAUAUUUCUUCCUCGGACAGAAAUUCUGAAGUCGGGCAAUCUUCAUCCAUCUCUAGCCACUAGGAAUUCGGAAAUGCCUGAAGACGUGCAUGACACAAUCACCGAAAUCAGCUCCAGUCGAUAAUUGUUUUUAAAAUUCUGAAUAAUGCCCUGGUCUAAAGAUUUUUGAUGUGGUGUUGAAUGAUGAUGGCUGAUCUAAGAGAAACCAUCACAUGAAGCUUGCACAGUAUAUCAUAUAAAAAUUUUAGUGAUCUGUACCUCAGAUGAAGUAUCAAGUGUCAGACGAGGCAAUAGGAGACCAAGAAUAUAACCCAGCCUGUAGAAGUGAGUUAAGAAAACCAGAGUAAUUAAUGCCUAGGUAGCUUGAUGGCUCUCACUUCAAACCAAAGUCAUCCUUCAACCAAAGCAAGAAAGGGACCGUGCACAACCUGAACACAGAAUGCCAUUCCUAAAUAACUGAAGAGUGAAGAAACCCUCAUGAAUAUCGACCACGGCGAUCCGGAGAGCAUCACUGAUGGCUGCUCCAGUGAGGACUGUCCUGAAGUAGAAUUGGUGAACAUGCUGGAAGAACAGCUACCACAGUAUAAGCUACGAGCGGAUACUCUGUAUCCGUAUGACAACCAAGACUGGCUCCAGGACCCAUCCUGCUAUAGCCAUGUCCCCCAAACCAUCUCUCCUGUCCUUGCUGAGGAGACCUUCCGUUAUAUGAUUCUCGGCACAGACAGAGUGGAGCAGAUGACGAAAACCUACAAUGACAUUGACAUGGUCACACAUCUGUUAGCUGAGCGGGAUCGGGACCUGGAGCUAGCAGCUCGGAUUGGACAAGCCCUUCUGAAGCGGAACCAUGCCCUGACAGAACAAAAUGAAGUGCUAGAAGAACAACUGGGACAAGCCUUUGACCAAGUUAACCAGCUGCAGCAUGAACUAUCGAAGAAAGAUGAGUUGCUUCGUAUUGUUUCAAUUGCUUCUGAGGAAAGUGAGACAGACUCCAGCUGCUCUACACCACUUCGGUUCAAUGACUCCUUCAACCUGUCGCAUGGUCUUUUGCAGCUGGAUGUCUUGCAGGACAAACUCAGGGAACUGGAGGAGGAAAACCUGGCUCUCCGAUCAAAGGCUUGUCAUCUAAAGACAGAAACCAUUACAUAUGAAGUGAAAGAGCAGGAGCUGGUCAGUGACUGUGUCAAAGAGCUCCGGGAAACACAUGCUCAAAUUGCCAGAAUGACAGAAGAGUUAUCAGGAAAGAGUGAAGAGCUGACUCACUAUCAGGAAGAGAUCUCAACCCUCUUGUCUCAGAUUGUUGAUCUUCAGCAUAAACUCAAAGAGCAUGUGAUUGAAAAAGAGGAGCUGAAACUUCACCUACAAGCUUCCAAAGAUGCCCAGAGACAGCUGACAGGAGAGCUGCAUGAGUUACAGGAUCGGAAUGCAGAAUGUCUAGGGUUGUUGCAUGAAUUACAAGAAGAAGUGAAGGAGCUGCGCAGCAGAGCCAGCCCUGCUGCACAUCUCUGCCGCCCCCAGUCAUGUGGGGCAUUUCCUUUGAAUUCCCUUGCAGCAGAGAUUGAGGGGACAAUGCGAAUGGAGCUGAUUCAGGAUGAAGAAUCUGCUCCCGGUAAACAAAAGGAUCUGCAGAAACGGGUGUUUGAUACUGUCAAGGUUGCUAAUGUUACACGUGGUCGCUCUUCUUCAUUUCCUGCCCAACUACUAAUCCCUGGAUCUAAUCGUUCAAGUGUUAUCAUGACCGCAAAGCCCUUUCAGUCUGGUCUACAACAAGUGGAGAGCAAGGCACAUCUGAACCAGAGGAGCAGCUCCAAGGAAAUCUCAAAGGACAACCAAAAGCUGGGCCAGCCUGGAACCCCUGGAGACAAUGAUUUAGCUACGGCUCUGCACACACUUCAUCUCCGUCAGCAAAACUACCUGAGUGAAAAGCGGUUCUUUGAGGAGGAAUGGGAGCGUAAAAUGCAUUUGCUGGCUGACCAGAAAGAAGAGGCUGGUGGCUGUUGCACACCAGUAGGGAGUUGUCUGUCCGUGGGUGCAAACUCAGAAUUCACUGACUUCUCUGGGGGCUCUCCCUGCCUCCGUUUGCUCCUGCCAGAGAAAUUACAAAUUGUUAAACCUCUCGAAGGAUCUCAGACUCUGUUCCACUGGCAGCAGCUUGCUCAACCCAACUUAGGUACCAUCCUCGAUCCACGGCCAGGUGUUGUCACAAAAGGCUUUACACCAUUACCUGAGGAUGCCAUCUACCACAUCUCUGACUUGGAGGAAGAUGAGGAAGAAGGGGAAGGAGGUAUAACAUUUCAAGUGCAACAAGCCUUUCUGGAGGAAGGGACACGUGCAGUGCCAAAGCCAGAGGCAGGGAUCUUCCUGCCACCUCUUACUUCAGCAACAGUGCCACUCGCUGCCUCAAACCCAGGAAAGUGUCUCUCCUCCACAAACUCCACAUUCACCUUCACUACCUGUAGGAUCCUGCACCCCUCUGAUGUCACUCAGGUUACCCCCAGCUCCAUGUACACGCCAUUGUCAUUUGGAAGUAGUGGCAACAGUACUGGCAAUACAACGGUGAGCUCUCCAGCCAUGUCCUGUAGGCUUAGUAUUGGAGAGUUCCUCGCCAACAGAAGAGACUCUUCCACCACCUUGAGCACCACCACCAGUCUGGCUAAACUCUUGCAUGAACAAGGCAUCUCUGCCAAAGUUUGUGAUAACUGUAUGCCAGGAAAGCUGCCUAUUCUACAGCCCCUACGAACCCUUCCCGUUCCCUCCACUCCCCGAAAUUCUCCCUCACACUCACCUUGUUCUUCCCCUCUGCCUUUUGAUACUCGAGUGCAUCUCUCUGAAAACUUUCUGGCAUCACGACCAGCUGAAACAUUCUUGCAGGAGCGGUGUGGCCUGAAACCAUCCCAUAACCCUCCUAACCUAGACCAACUGAAGAUGAACCUGGUGGACAGGCUGAAGAGGUUGGGUAUUGCCAGAGCAGUCAAACCCCCGGAGGCAGGGGACCAUGUUAAAAAUCAAGGGCCAGAAAUUGGCCUGCGGAGACCGGACUCGGCUGUGUUUUUAAGUGCAGGUAGCAACCUAAUGGGUGGACUGAGAAGAAACCAGAGUCUUCCAGUCAUGAUUGGGGCACUUGGAGCUCCAUUUUGCACAUCCUCAUCAAAAAUGGGUAUCUUAAAGGAAGACUGAGUGGUUUCUAAGUAACAGACUUCUAGCAGAACAAAUAAUAUGUUAAGGCUGAACAUCUGAUACAGGUGUGGAAUGGAAAGUUGCAGAAGGAAUGUGCACGUUAAAGUGGAAAAAGAAAGGGAGAUGGGGUGAGAGAGAGAGAAAUUGCAUGGAGUUGAGGAAGGAAGAAGAAAGAAUUGGGAAGAGAUCACAGGAGAGAAGAAACCAAAGCUAAACCUUGAGACCCUUUACACAUCUGAUUUCCUGGCUUAAAUAAAAAGACAAUAACAAAUGCUUGUUAGUAUCUUCUGCUUUCAAAUGUAUGUGUCUGGGGCAAUAAAUGUCUUGUAGAAUGCUCUGUCUCCCCUCUCCACCAUGAUCAUAUUAUUUUGCCAAAUGUUAGCGGUGAUAUUGUACCACUGAAGGUAUUAGUAAAAGGAACAAGGAAUCUGUUCUUUACUGCACCAGAAUAAUUGGUCCAAAUCCAUCUCUGUAAUGAAGAACAAGCACAGGAACAACUCGGAUUCCUUUGUUUUUUGCAUUUCCAAAUUAGAAAUUAAACUGAACCUCUUCUUUUAAAAAAAUAUUUUGUAUGUUAAGUUUUAUACUUCUCAUUGCAUGUACAAAUAAGAGUUGGGGUAGGAUUUUUAUUUUGGAUGAGUGCAGCGGUGCUAGUGGAGUAUCAACAGAAUGACAUUCCUCUCUGAACUCUCUGAAAGCUGUUGAAAGCACGUUGAGGAAAGUGCAAUCAGUAGGAGUUAAGCAGAAGAUUUUAUAUUCUAGGGGAAAAUUGUUUAUUUCAAGCCACAAAACGUUUCCAAAGCAUGCUAUGCAUAUAUUUUUAAUAAAAGGAGGUUUGCUUGCACACACACACACACAUACACGCACACUCACAAAAUCUCAGGCACGUUUUAAGGUUAUAAAAGGGAGUAAAACAUAAAUGCUUGAUUCUAGGUUUGUUUUUAUUUCAUCUAAACGGGGAGCAUAUUUUUAACAGAAGAUGACAGAAUGUUAGAAGUUUUGUGACUGACUCUGCUCUUGGCUACUAGAUAGUCCCUACAUUUGAGAGAGCUUUUUAAUGGAAUAUAAACCUAAUGGAUAUGAUACUUAAGAUACUUUCUGAUUCUAGGCAGGAUUCUGUUACACAGAUUUCACUGAGGAAACAGUCCAUGAAAGUUGUUCUGGAACUUUGGUUAGUACAUAAUCGAACGUUCCAGACUCUGGCACUGAAGCAACAAAUAAGGCAGCGGUGAAUGGUUUUUGUGGCCACUGUAUCAAAUAGAAAUGAGUUUUGUCAUUGUCAGAAGAUAAUCUGCCUCUUCUUUGUUAAUGGAGAGCAGUUCAAAGACUUACUGUUCUGAGUGAAAGUAAUAAAGAUCUUAAGAGGCAGAACUCACUGCACUGGAAAAUUGAAUGGACAGAAAUCAAGUCCCUUGAAAAGAAUCUAUUGGUGUCUUUGGGUGCUAAAUAGCAGGACGCUUUGAGCCCAUCACCAGUGGAUUCAGAAGCAUUUUAGCUAUAACUAAGCAUAAAAAGUUGUUCCUUUGAAUAAUCUAUAUCAUGGUUUAUAAAGGGGCUACAAGGAAAAAAAACCUGUCCAAACUGAUCAGUGCUAGAUCUCUGCAAGUGAUUCUGUUGUGAACAAGUCCUUAAUCUCUGUGAAAUAGAAUAGUUUAUUUGUAACCUAAUUUUAGCUACAAGGAACUUUCAUUAUUAUGAUUUAUAGUCUCCAUUUCUUUACAAGUGAAUUAACAAUUAUACUUUAUCCUAGUUGUUAAAUAUAGUUAUGGUAGACCUAGUGGGACCAGGCCAGCGUGAGUAGUGUAAGUGAUCAAAUUAUGAUGGAAAAUCAAACCAGAGUUCAAAGCUAUAUAUGUUUCGACUGAAUGGUCUUUACCCGCACUGGAACAAUUUUUAUAGAGAUUUUAAUACUCUUUAGGCCCAUUCAUUCUGACCAGUCACACAAUGAUAGGGUCAGAUUUGGCCACAACCAUGUUUUAACAGCCAUGCUUAACUAGGUUGUCUAAACUCGGUUGUAAGACCUGUGUAGUUGGGGCUCUAGGUGACAUCCUCUUGGGGUCCAGUGGAGUGAAGCAGUCAUAUGACUGGUUAGAACUGUCAAGAGGCACAACCAUCCUAAUCUGCCCUCCAAACGCUGCAGCACUGCCAGCACUGUAAAAACUUUAAAUGGAACAGAUUAGAAAAUCUGAUAGCUUUAUAAAUGAGUUAGUAUGUCAUUUAUAACCUGACGUUUCCUACGAUUGCACUCCUUUUGGUGUCUUAAUGAUGCUUUUUGAUAUAAAGCUUGUUUCUAAAAAAGAAACGUAGUAACCACUCCAAGCACUAACUGCUUCACAAGGUUUCUCAGCCGCCAUUGUCUGUCAGUAGUACACAUAAGCAUUCAGUAGCUCCAUUGGUUGGCCUUUGGGAGUUCGCUUAGAUAGCUCACGUAGUUGUAAAAGAUUAAUCUAUUAAUUUAAAAUAAUGCAUAAGGGUUAAUUCUGUUUUAAAUGACAAAAAAUGUUCCUAAUUUUUAUUUUAAAGCAUUUGGGUUGUACUUCCUUAACCAUGCACAGGGUCUUACCUCGCUUGGUAAGGUGAGUAUUUGUUCUCCAGUGCACUGAGCAUUUGGUAUAUCAUAUGUGUAUUUUGCAGUUCCCAGGGAAAUAUCAGGUGACAAAGCAAUAGAAAAUUAGACAGUCUGAUGUAUACAGAGAACAGCAUUUGUGUCAAAUUGAUGUCCAAUUUAGGUACAUUUAUUAUAUAAAUACUUGUAAACUACAGCUAGACUUUUACAUGUAUUAAAUAAUUUAGAAUUAAUAUAUGUGUAUUUUAACUAGCUUUGUCAUGAUUGCUAUAGCUGUGUAUUAACAGCAGAAGAAUCAAAACAACUGAUUUAUUAGACUUUUUUUCAGACCAGGUUGCUGUUUAAGUUCAUUUAAAAGCACAAUAAUUAAAUGCAUGUAAAUAUGGAAUGAAGCCUUUUAAAAACAUGUUUUGAUUUGAAUGAUACCAAGUUUUCCCAGCCUAAUGUGUAAUAAAGUUUCCAUAGACCAGUGUCUCAUCAACUACCUGUCCAAAGCAGGAAGGUGAUAAAAGCAGAACUUGUGCACUAUUGUGGCUAUAUAUUUAUCCUUUCAGUUGAAGCUGAAGAUUUUUCUAUGUUGUAUUUACAUCGAUGGAUACGCCAUGUGUAUUUUGUAUACUUGUGCCUAAAUUCCAGGGUCAAGGAAAAUUAGAUCUGAAGGACGUAGCAGUGAUUUAGCAGUGGAGCCUAACCUAGAAGACAACAUUUUGCAAUACGCCUUUAUGAUGUUGUUGGUAGCAUAUUUAGUUCCUGUGGAGUUGGAAGAAUUGAUUAGUGUCUCCUGCCUCGCAGUAGAGAGAAGCAUUUACAUGAAUGAUCUAUCUAAGAUUCUACAAAGGGUUUCUUGGUAUAUUUCAAGAUGGCUUAGUCAGCUGGGUGGAGCUAGUGGCAACAGCAACAAAUAACUGCAGUUGAAACAGGUCCUGUGUCCACAAACCUGCAGCAUGGAACAAACACCGGAGAAGACCGAAAGGAAUUUAGCCAUCCCUUUUAGGAAAGACCCAGAAAGAGAGAGAGCUUCCUGCAAUGUCAGUCUGCCAACCUCAGUGUCUCUUUUAUUCAGGUUUUGAGCAUAUUUUUGGAAGUAAGAAAAGUACCCAUUUAAUUUUCUGCCUUUAGAACCACAGGACUAUAGUUUCACUAACUGAACUUCUUUGAUGUGAAACGCAUACAAAACCAAUGCACUAAAAGCAGACAUGGGCAGUGAGAUGGAAUAUGUUUUUUUAAGCAGAAGAAAAUCUACUUCAGCAAAGCAAACAGCAUAGAAAGGAGCAAAGGUUUGGGUUUGAGACCCAUUUAGCCACUGCAUAGGAUAGUUGCACAUUUUUUGAGAAACUGGGAACUUUUUUUUGUUCAUCUGCUUUUUGCACUUAAUUUUUCAUAGUGGAAUGUAAAUUUGAUAAUAAACAUGUAGAAACAUGCUGUUUUACAUGA